Molecule: messenger RNA, 2317 nt
Organism: Paralichthys olivaceus (Japanese flounder)
Lineage: Eukaryota; Metazoa; Chordata; Actinopteri; Pleuronectiformes; Paralichthyidae
Source: RefSeq, a predicted model, not a curated record
AAGCGUCCGAAGGACUCCAAGUUACUCCAAACCUUCAUGGGUGCCAAUUAUACAGCCUUUGGGUUGAAGCCUCCCUGCUCGCCAUUGACCCUGUUAGCCAGCUUUAAUGUCAACUCCUUGGCUCCAAAGUGGAGGGAAUUACCCCACUUUUAGUCUCCAAUGAGGAAAAAAGAGGAGCAACACAGCAAAAUGCAGAGCUUGACUCUUUUUCAACCCAUGUGCUCUUUCCAGUGUCUGACUUCUCCUGCUUUCUGGUGAAACACAGGGUCAGGACUGUGUGGAUAAAACCCUGAGGGUUUUGACAUUUCAGCUUUUCUGCCCUUUUUUGUUGUUGUUUUUUUUUUUUUUUCAUCUCUUGCUCCUCUUCUGGCCUCAGUGCUUUUUGGAGGCGGCCCAGAUGAUGGGGUGGUGUAGCUCAGGCAUAUGCAGAGCCCUGGCUCUCCUGGCACUCCUGCUCCCCUUGCGGCACAUGGGCUGCUGGGGGCUGAAUCCCAGCUCUGGGGACCUGGAGAAGUCCCCACGCUCUGAUCCAGACCCCUGGGAGGUCCUGCACAGGCACAAACGCAGCUGGGUGUGGAACCAGUUCUUCGUAUUGGAGGAGUUCACAGGGAAUGAACCACUCUACGUUGGCAAGCUACACUCAGAUGUGGACAAAGGAGACAGCAAAGUGAAGUACGUGUUAUCUGGCGAGGGUGCCGCCUCCAUCUUCACCAUCGAUGAAAACACGGGCGACAUCCAUGCCACAAAGCGGCUGGAUCGUGAGGCGCAGGCCUACUACACCCUCCAAGCUCAAGCUGUAGAUCGACUCACUAAUUUACCCGUGGAACCGAAGUCUGAAUUCGUGGUCAAAGUCCAGGACAUCAACGACAACGAGCCGAAGUUUCUUGAUGGACCGUACUUGGCAGGAGUACCUGAGAUGUCACCCUUAGGAACCAUGGUGGUGCAAGUGGCAGCCACAGAUGCAGAUGACCCGACGUACGGGAACAGUGCCAGGGUGGUGUACAGCAUCGUUCACGGACAGCCGUACUUCUCGGUGGAGCCCAAAACAGGGGUCAUCAGAACAGCUCUGUCUAACAUGGACCGGGAAACGAGGGACCAGUACGUGCUCGUCAUCCAGGCCAAAGACAUGGUCGGCCAGAUGGGAGGCCUCUCCGGCACCACCUCUGUCACCGUCACGCUCACGGACGUCAACGACAACCCGCCUCGGUUCACUCACAAGAGCUAUCAGUACUCGGUGGCGGAGUCACUGCCGGUGCAAUCUGUGGUGGCGAGAAUCAAGGCGGUGGAUGCAGACAUAGGCCCCAACUCGGAGAUGGACUACCGGAUCAUGGACGGAGACGGGCCCGGCACGUUCAACAUAACAACAGAUGAUGACACGCAGGAGGGGGUGAUCGUCCUGCUAAAGCCUCUAGACUAUGAAACAAAGAGCAGCUUCUCUUUGAGAGUCGAAGCCACAAACAGGAAUAUUGACUCCAACUUCUUGACCUUGGGCCCGUUCAGCGACACGACAUCCGUCAAAGUGACGGUGGAUGACGUGAACGAGCCGCCCGUCUUUUCCUCGCCGCUCAGCAAGAUGGUGAUUUCGGAGGACGCCAAAGUGGGCACCUCAAUCGGGAGGGUCUCCGCCCACGAUCCAGACACAUCGAACAGCGCCAUCAGGUACUCCAUCGACAGGAACACGGACUUGGAGCGCUUCUUUAACGUGGACGCUCUGAGUGGGAUCAUCAGCACAGCCAAGCCUCUGGACCGGGAGGCCAACUCGGUCCAUAACCUCACCAUCUUCGCCAUUGAGAGCCAGGACCCGACCCAAAUCGGAAAAGGCAUCACUCUCAUCACAGUCAUGGACAUAAAUGAUAACGCGCCGGUCUUUGCCAUAGACUAUGAAACUCUCCUCUGUGAAAACGCGAUGCCAGGACAGGUGAUCCAGACCAUCAGUGCGGUGGAUAAGGACGAACCUCUGAGCGGACACCGCUUCUACUUCGCCCUCGCUGCACCUGUUGCUGGAAACCUCAACUUCACUCUGCGAGAUAACAAAGACAACACAGCGUCCAUACUGACGAAGCGAGGGGGUUUCAGGAGACGGGAGCAGCCCGUCUAUCGGCUGCCCGUGUUGAUCGUGGACAGCGGGAGCCCCGCCCUCAGCAGCACCAACACGCUCUCCGUGCGGGUGUGCGACUGCGACUCUGACGGCGUGGCCCUGUCUUGUGGAGCUGUGGCGUACACAGCGACUGGCCUGAGCACCGGCGCCCUCCUGGCUAUUUUGGGCUGCAUCAUCACACUGCUGGGUAAGAUCCAUAUGACCUCAGUGUCCAUGUAA